Molecule: messenger RNA, 1772 nt
Organism: Passer montanus (Eurasian tree sparrow)
Lineage: Eukaryota; Metazoa; Chordata; Aves; Passeriformes; Passeridae
Gene: SLC7A10
Product: solute carrier family 7 member 10
Exons: 10
Coding region: 12-1610 (532 amino acids)
Biological process (GO): D-serine transmembrane transport; amino acid transmembrane transport; D-alanine transmembrane transport
Cellular component (GO): membrane
Molecular function (GO): L-amino acid transmembrane transporter activity; neutral L-amino acid transmembrane transporter activity
Source: RefSeq, a predicted model, not a curated record
GCAGAGCAGCGAUGGCCGGCGGGGAGCAGCGGGCGCCCGGCGGCCCCGCGCGGGUGGCGCUGAAGAAGGAGAUCGGGCUGGUGAGCGCCUGUGCCAUCAUCAUCGGUAACAUCAUAGGCUCUGGGAUCUUCAUCUCCCCGAAGGGAGUUCUGGAGCACGCGGGCUCGGUGGGCCUGGCUCUCAUCAUCUGGGUGCUCGGUGGAGGCGUGGCUGCCCUGGGCUCGCUCUGCUACGCUGAGCUGGGGGUCACCAUCCCCAAGUCGGGAGGGGAUUAUUCCUAUGUCACAGAGAUUUUUGGUGGGUUAGCUGGGUUUCUGCUGCUGUGGAGUGCGGUGCUUAUCAUGUACCCAACUAGUCUGGCUGUCAUUGCACUGACCUUCUCAAACUAUGUCCUGCAGCCUGUCUUCCCUAACUGUAUUCCCCCCUACAAUGCCUCCAGGAUCCUCUCCAUGGUGUGUUUACUCCUCCUGACGUGGGUGAACAGCUCCAGCGUGCGAUGGGCGACGCGCAUUCAGGAUAUAUUCACAGCAGGAAAACUCCUAGCCCUGACCCUAAUCAUUAUUGUGGGCUUCAUACAGAUCUUUAAAGGAAACUACAAAGAGUUGACACCAAGCAAUGCAUUCAGAUUUUGGAUGACUCCAUCUGUGGGACAUUUAGCAUUAGCUUUUCUUCAAGGGUCCUUUGCAUUCAGUGGAUGGAACUUCUUGAACUAUGUCACAGAGGAGCUGGUUGAUCCCCGCAGGAACCUGCCUCGUGCCAUAUUCAUAUCCAUCCCAUUGGUGACAUUUGUGUACACGUUCACCAACAUUGCAUAUUUCACUGCCAUGUCUCCCCAAGAGCUCUUGUCCUCCAACGCUGUGGCGGUAACAUUUGGUGAAAAGUUACUGGGCUAUUUUUCCUGGGUUAUGCCAGUCUCAGUGGCCCUAUCUACAUUUGGAGGAAUAAAUGGAUACCUUUUUACCUCAUCAAGGCUGUGUUUCUCUGGUGCUCGGGAAGGCCACUUGCCAAGUUUGCUGGCCAUGAUCCAUGUCAAGAACUGCACUCCCAUCCCUGCCCUUCUCAUCUGUUGUCUGGCCACGCUCAUCAUCAUGCUGGUUGGAGACACAUACACGCUCAUCAACUACGUGUCGUUCAUUAACUACCUCUGCUAUGGAGUGACCAUUAUAGGCCUGAUUGUUUUACGCUGGAAGAAACCCAAAAUCUUCAGACCUAUCAAGGUGACACUGUUACAGCUACAUUUCUGGGUUGUAAUAGUCGUGCAAAGGGUGGGAUGGGGACACCUCCCAGACCAUGUCCCAGGCAGGUCUCUUGUGAACUUGUUGGGAUAUGCAGAGGGGAGAACGGUGGUGGAGGGAAGGGGACACAGCCUGGGGGGCCUGGAGCCUGCCCUGCCUGCAGCCCCCCACCCCACAGCCACUGCUCUGCACAGUCCUGCUCUGCUCUGCUCUCUCCUGGUAGGUGAACCUCCUCAUCCCCAUCACCUACCUGGCGUUCUGGGCCUUUCUGCUGGUCUUCAGCCUGUACUCCGAGCCCAUCGUCUGUGGGGUUGGACUCAUUAUCAUUUUAACUGGAGUGCCAGUGUUUUUCCUUGGAGUCUACUGGAGAAAUAAACCAAAGUGUGUAAAUAGGCUAAUAGAGUCCCUGACGUGCUGGGGGCAGAAGCUGUGCUUUGUGGUGUACCCUCAGUGUGGAAGUGCAGAGGAGGACACCUCCUCAGCCCACUCCUGGCGGCUGGUGAGCGAGACAGCAGGGAGGAAAUCACAGCAGCGUGG